AUGCUGGUAUUUGGACCGCAAUGCAGUCUUCCACAAGGAGAAGCUGCGGAAGACCUUCGUCAGGUCCUGGUCUCCCACCCUCAGCUUGAAGGGCUUCGGGCAGCAGUGAAUGGCUUGCCAGCCCUGUGGCAUGACCUAACACAGGCUGAUCCAGAGUUACGCCAUGUUCCUGGAGACACAUAUCUCAGGGACCUUGUGCAAUGGAUGGAAACGGGGGACCUCACCUGCUUCGACCACGAGUUCAACACUCUAUCAUUCCCCUUGAUGACCCUUUUGCAGAUUGCUCUCUAUGUGCGCUAUCUGGCCUUGCUACAGGAGCAACACCCAUAUGAGAGAGUCCGGAAGAGUCUGGAGUACAGCGGCGUCCACGGAUUCUGUCUAGGAUUCCUCUCAGCCGCUGCAGUUGCCCAGGCGGAAACCGAAGCCGACCUUGCGGUUUCCGCUGCCGUGAGCAUUCGCCUGGCUGUGUGCGUGGGCGCUUACGUGGACAAGGACAGUGUUUUUGCUCAGCCGGUUCGCCUAACCGCCAGUAUGGCAGUGAGAUGGAGGAAUGAAGACACGACUCGGGAGGAGGUAGACCAACUGCUUCAGAAGUUCCCACAGACUUAUGUCUCCUGCGUCAAUGACGAGUCCUGUAUCACCGUCACUGUUCCUAUAGAGCAAAAGGAACAAGUGACCAACACGCUGCAAGUCAAUGGGUUGCGGGUACGCCCUGUUGAUAUCCAAGGCCGCUUCCACACUGCCACGCAUGCUUAUGCAAUCACAAAGCUUCAGGAAUUUUGUCAGACGGCAAACUGGUACAAAACCAUACAGGGCGCCAUCAAUGAUCUACCAGACGUUAACCGCACUAUUGUAUUUGCGGGUUUUGGAGAUAGUCCAAUUCCUUUCUCGUUGCUACGAGAAAAGUCCACUCAUAUCAUCUCGUUGUGGAAUAAACCAGCAGCACCCUUGCCCCCGAAAAAUGUUCCGCCUCAUCAAACACAACUUGCAGACGAUAUGACGCUGUACACAUCGCCAACAGCUGAUAGUGUUCUGCAGGGAACCCAAUAUCCCCCGCACUCUGUUGCCGUGGUUGGCAUGGCAUGUAGAUUUGCCGGGGCUGAGUCUGUAGACGAGUUCUGGAAGCUUCUCCUCUCGGGCAAGUCCAUGGCUACUUCGCCACCAGUCGAUCGACUGCCUCUGAACGAUCUGCGUGUGCAAGAUCGCGCAGAUAUCCAGUGGUGGGGGAACUUCAUUCAGAACCCGGACACAUUUGACCAUCGAUUCUUCAAGAAGUCAGCCCGAGAGGCACUUUUUUGGGACCCCGAGAAACGGCUGAUCCUAGAAGUUGUGUACCAGGCGCUGGAAUCGUCCGGGUACUUUGGAGUCGGGUGUGAAUCCAACCCGAAGGACUAUGGCUGCUACAUUGGCGCUGUUGCCAACAACUACUAUGAUAAUGUAUCGUGCCACCCUCCAACGGCAUAUUCAAUGCUCGGAACAUCCCGCGCCUUUUUCAGUGGCCGAAUCAGUCACCAGUUUGGAUUUACGGGGCCUUCGAUGACAAUUGACACCGCGUGCUCAUCGUCCUUGGUGGCGAUCAACGCCGCCUGCAAGUCAAUCCAGCAUGGUGAAUGUUCUCGUGCUAUUGCUGGAGGUACCAAUGUCUUCACCAGUCCCUUCGAUUACCAAAACCUGGCUGCAGCCGGAUUUCUGAGUCCCUCGGGGCCCUGUAAGCCGUUUGAUGCCUCUGCGGACGGCUAUUGUCGUGGAGAGGGUGUUGGUGCAGUGGUUCUUAAGUCGCUCGAUAAGGCAAUCGAAGAGGGUGACCACAUCCUAGGCGUAAUUGUUGGAUCAGCCGUCAAUCAGAAUGACAACGAUAGCCACAUCACUGUUCCUUGCUCUGCAUCGCAGACUGCCGCCUAUAAACAGGUAUUAAAGCUUGCCGACACUAACUCUGAAUCGGUGUCAUAUGUCGAAGCACAUGGAACAGGAACCCAGGUUGGUGACCCCAUAGAAUGCCAGAGCAUUCGCGAUGCUUUUGGAGGGCCCAAGCGGGACAAUACGCUGUACUUUGGCUCCGUUAAAGGGCAUAUUGGGCAUACCGAAGCCGCGGCUGGAGUGGCGGGUCUCGUCAAGGUGCUUCUGAUGAUGCACCACCAAACCAUUCCGGGGCAGGCUAGCUUCUCUAAACUUAACCCGAAGAUUCCAGACCUUCAGGUUGACCGUAUGGCAAUCCCUGGGGCCAAUCAACCUUGGGAUGCCUCUUCUCGUCUUGCAUGCAUUAACAGUUAUGGAGCUGCUGGCAGCAAUGCGGUUGUUGCACUUCGCGAAGGACCGAAGUUACCUGCGGCCAGCGCCCAACUUUCAAGGCCCAUAUGUCGAUACCCACUGGUGUUGUCUGCCAUGUCACAAAAGAGUCUGUCGAUGUAUGCCGACGAGGUGUUGAAAUAUGUGGCUAGCUAUCCCACGCAGAAGGAGCAGUCGAGACUGGUGGCGGAUUUUGUGUUCAAUCUCACCUCGAAAGCCAACCCCACACUUCCAUACACGGUGGCUGAGAGCGUUGAAACUCUGGAUGAUCUUCGUAGCAUCCUUGGCGAGGUAGCGACCGGAUCCAGAGUCUUCAGCAGAGAAGAGUUUAAUAAAGAGCCAAGGCCGGUCGUCCUGGUCUUCGGAGGUCAAGAUAGUGAAAUGGUCGGAUUGUCGAAGGAGCUUUACGCCAGGAAUGCUUUGUUCCGAGAUCAUCUUGAUGCCUGUGAUGCAGAGUUGCAAAACCUCGGAUUCGGUAGCCUGCAGCCGGCAAUUUUCCAGAGCACUCCGAUCGCCAACCUGACCACCCUACAUGCGGCUUUCUUCGCUGUGCAGUAUGCGUCCGCCAAGUGCUGGAUAGAUUGUGGCUUAAAGGUGAAUGCGGUUGUCGGGCACACCAACUUGAUGGUCCGUCACUGGGGCCCCGAGCGGGGAAGUAUGAUCUCGGUCAACGGCAGUCGCGAGAAGGUCACCGAAUUGGUGGGCGCGGUUAAUGCCCAAGGUGAUAAUCACAUCGAAGUCGCCUGCUACAACGGUCCAAAUAGCCAUGUCCUGGUUGGCUCCACGGCCUCUAUCGAACUCCUAGAGAGUGUCGUUGCCUCAAACGCGGCGUUCCAGGAUUCAAUGCGCCUCAAGCGACUGAAAGUAACGCAUGGGUUCCAUUCUAAAUACACCGAAAAGCUGCUCCCUCGCCUCACGGAUCUGGCCAAGAGUCUAACUUGGAAUAGUCCCAGCAUUUAUUUGGAGACAUGCACGGAAGAGCAGUCAAUGCAGGACCUCGACUUCAGGCUAAUUCCAGAGCAUACACGAAAGCCAGUCUUCUUCCACCAAGCAAUUGGAAGGAUUGUACAGCGCUUCCCUCAGUGCACCUGGCUAGAGGCUGGCCAUGGCUCCUCUAUCGUGCAGCUGCUACGGGGUUGUCUCGGGUCUAGCGUGGACGCUGACCAGCGGGUAUUCGCGUCACCGUUGACGGCACCCAAUUCAAGCGAUCUGCUGUCGGGCUUGACAUUGGAUCUUUGGAAGGCCGGUCAUCCAGUUCAGUUCUGGGCCUUCCACCAGAAACAGAAACAUGAGCAUCGUUUCUUGACGAUGCCCCCAUAUCAAUUUGAGAAGAAUCAGCACUGGCUACCAUUCAUCAAGUCUGUUGGCGUUCCUACACCUACAGGUAGCUCUGAGAACGGAUUGGAAGACGUUGGGCACGAAUUUAUCUCCUUUGCUGGUUAUAAUGGUAGCAUCGCAGGCCAGGCCAGAUUCAUAGUCGACCCGGAGAGUGAGAGAUACCGCAUGCUGCUAAAUGGCCACAUCACUUCGGGUCAAGCUUUGGCACCAGUCUCACUUUACAUCGAGUUGAUCUCCCGCGCGGCUUUGCUGCUCCAUCCCGAUGCAGAUGCCUACAAGUCGCACGUUAGCCGGAUUGAAUCCCUGCAGAUGAAAACUGCAAUCGGGCUGGAUAGCAACAAAUACGUUGUCCUAGAUCUAACACCAGUGUCAGGCGACUCGUUAGCCUGGGAAUUCGAGAUUUCAAGCCGACCCAAAGGACAAUUGGCGGUUGAAACGGCAGACAGCUCAGUCCACACGACUGGAGUGGUCUCUCUGGCCGAGCGUAAAAACUCCAAGCUGGCGCAGAUGUUCAAACGAUACGAAGCCCUGAUCGGAAGCAGCCGAUGCAAAGAGAUUCUGGAUCAUCCUGAGGCGGAGAAGAUGCAGGGAAAGCAUAUCUACCAAGCCAUUCAGCGACUUGUUUUCUUCGACCCAAUGUAUCAAGGUAUGAAGAGUAUUGCCAGUGUCGGCCACGAGGCGGCGGGAAAAGUCAUGGCCACUGUCAAUCCGGCCCUGGCUCCCCACGAACGGCUUUAUGACGCGCCCUUGAUUGACGGUCUCAUGCAAUAUGCAGGAGUGCUAGUUAAUUAUUUCACACACCCUAGUCAAGAUGAGGUAAUGGUGUGCCUCGGUAUCGACAGAAUCGAAACCGGGGGCAACUUCAAUCCCGAUGCGCAUGAGUGGAAUGUGUACGCCGUUCUGACCGAGGACACCGAGCAAACGGCCGAAUGCGACGUUUAUGUCUUUGACGGCAACACCGGGCAGCUGGUCUUUACCUUCCUUGGCUUCCACUUCAUGCGUACCCUCCAAUCGGUGCUGACCCGGUCCUUGAGGGACGUAAAUGCGGGUCAAGAAACGGCGGCUGACAUGCUGCUGCCAAAGUUGACCGCGGGUAUUGAACCGCCCAUUCUCACGCCCACCAGCCAGCCAUUUGCCAACGUAAACAUCGUCUCUAAGCCACUGGCGGUGGCUACGAGUAAGCGGGAUGAACUACUCAGCCUGAUCAACCGGAUAACCGACAUUCCGCUGGAUGAAAUCUUGGAUGACUCUACAUUGGAUGAUCUCGGAAUUGAUUCCCUUCUGGUGACGGAAGUCGUCAAUGAGGUCAAGACCGCCUUCGGCCUCGACAUUGACAUGAACACUUUCCUCUUCUUCCCGAACGUGAAGGCCGUCUAUACCUAUCUUGACACACAGCUGGGGGUUCCAGGUCAAGCAACUGCAAACGGGCAAAGCUCGGUGGACCGACCCGGACUGUCUCAUGCUCGUGAUGCAUUUGACGAGAUCCAGCAUGCAUAUGAUCGCCUGGCUGUGGGGACGAAAGCGGUGAACUUCUGGAGGGAUGCCUAUCCUCGCCAGGCCAGUUUGAUACUCGCGUAUGUGGUUGAGGCGUGGGCUAAGUUAGGAUGCGAUCUGAACCGCCUGGCACCAGGGGAAGUGCUCCCAGACGUGCCACACCUCCCGCGACAUAAGCAGUUAAUAAGGCAGCUACACCGAGUUCUGGAAGAUGCGAACUUGGUGAUAGAGAACGGAGCUGGAGGUUUCAUCCGCACAAGCAAUCCUAUUGAUCCCACCCCAGCAUCCCAAAUAUUCACCGAGAUCCUUGACGAAUACCCCGAGCAUGCAAACGUGCAUAAAUUGGUGCAGGUAACUGGUAGUGAGCUAGCAGGCUGUUUGACCGGCGAGAAAGACGGUUUGCAGUUGGUGUUUGGCGAUAAAGUCAACAAGAAGAAUCUGGAUGAUGUAUACGAGAACUGGCCCCUUGUCCGCACGGGAACAUUGGUCUUGGGAGAGUAUCUCACAACGCUCUUUUCGCGGCCAGAUCGACCGGGCAAAUUCCGAAUUCUGGAAAUCGGUGCGGGUACCGGAGGCACGACCAAGUAUAUCGUCGAUCAUCUGCAACGUCACAACAUCCCAUUCGAAUACGUGUUCACGGAUUUGUCUUCUUCGCUUGUGGGAGCCGGCAAGCGCAAUUUCAAAAAUGUUCCAGGAAUGGAAUUUCGGGUUAUGGACAUUGAGAAGGACCCUGAAGCCAAGGACCUCUCCUCCUUCCAUGUCGUUAUCUCGACCAACUGCAUCCAUGCCACCCAAAACCUCACGCAUUCCCUGACCAAUAUCCGGCGAAUGCUACGCGACGACGGGGUGGUGACCCUCGUGGAGAUUACUCGCAACAUGUUCUGGCUGGAUAUCGCCGUGGGACUUUUUGAAGGAUGGUGGUUAUUCAACGAUGGUCGGGAGCAUGCAGUGACCAAUGAGCACCUGUGGGACCAAUGUAUGCGCAAGGCUGGAUUCCAAGAUGUGGCGUGGACCUCGGGCGAGGAACCAGAAUCCAACACGAUUCGGAUUGUUGCAGGAUUUGCACAAUCGCGUGAAUGA
Aspergillus ochraceoroseus IBT 24754 is the source of this 6198-nucleotide messenger RNA. RefSeq lists its product as uncharacterized. Gene Ontology annotation, molecular function: fatty acid synthase activity; phosphopantetheine binding; 3-oxoacyl-[acyl-carrier-protein] synthase activity. Gene Ontology annotation, biological process: secondary metabolite biosynthetic process; fatty acid biosynthetic process. Bases 1 to 6198 code for a protein of 2065 amino acids. The transcript is spliced from 6 exons. NCBI's taxonomy places the organism in Eukaryota, Fungi, Ascomycota, Eurotiomycetes, Eurotiales, Aspergillaceae. The record is from RefSeq and is a predicted model, not a curated record.